UACAUAGUCUUUCUAAUCUGUGACUAUAGGUUGAAGUUUGCUUGGUUUCUUUGGACUUUUGGAGUUGAAUUUUUGGUUUAUUCAAUUAUUUAUGACGGGAUUGCAUUAAUAUAUGUGGCCAGUGUUAAACUGUGAAGUUGUGAUGUUUCCUAAAUAAAGUUAAAUAUAUACUUAUCAGGCCAUUUAUAUAAUUAAUAUUGCAAUCUGUGUUUGUGCUUUGUAACCUUUGCGGCGCCUCUGUCGUCCAGUGUCCUGAUUUAUCGCUUCACAAACUACAGAGAUAAGGGGGAAUGAAAAUACAGAUGAGCGCCAUUCCCGGUGCUCUGAUACCGUUUAUACGGAUGCCGUGAGCUCUAGCACCGAGAGCGCACGCCGUCGCCGUGAUGAGCACAACCCGCCAUAAUGCGUCGGCGGCCAUUUUAAACCGGAGACGAACGCGUUUGUCGGCUCGAGAUGGCCGUCAACCGCGGCGCCCACGCACUAGGCCACCCUGCGCACGCGCGCCCUCAUGCCCCCCAGCACUAUGAAAUGUGGAAACAUAGCAAGUGGCGAAAGAAAACGUCACAACCAAGGACAAACGUAGCAGUUAGGGUGCCCAGAUAGAGACAGUGCACCGUGAUAUAAUUAGAGGCCUAAGUGUUACUGUUUUGUGUAAAUAUAGUGGAGUGUAAAUGUUAAGGAUGACGGGGGAGGUUCGAGGCUUGCGUACACCGCUGCUCGAGUGCGGUGGUGAAUACGCCCACGCACACAAGGCGACGGCUCCACGGUGCUGUUUUUGGCUGGCCAGCCACGUCAACUUGAAGAAAUGCGUCUUUGGCAUCAUGUUGUUAUCCGUCCUCACCAGUUUAUUCUAUUCUUAUUACGUUACAGUACCAUUCACGAGUCUGGUGUGGCGUGAUCGUGUGCCGCGGCCUCUGGCACAAUGCUCACUGCUGGCCUCGCAACAACAGCAGGCAGCGCGCGACCACCGUUCGGACGCGCGCCUGCGCAUCGACGCCAAAGUGCUGGUCAUCGUGGAGUCGGCCUACUCAAAACUUGGACGCGACAUCGCUGAGCUGCUUGUCGCCAACCGUAUACGGUACAAAUUAGAAGUAGCGGGCAAGAGUCUGCCCGUGCUUACUACUUUGGACAAGGGGCGCUACGGUGUGAUUGUGUUCGAAUCGCUCUCCAAAUACGCUAACAUGGACAAGUGGAACCGAGAACUGCUCGACAAGUACUGUCGGGAGUAUUCCGUCGGCGUCGUGGGGUUCGCGACGCCUGGAGAGGAAACGCUCGUUGGUGCCCAACUAAAAGGGUUUCCUCUCUUCAUGCAUACCAACCUUAGAUUGAAGGAAGCAACGCUGAACCCUGCGUCGCCGGUGCUGCGGCUGGCGCGCGCCGGGGAGACGGCGUGGGGACCGCUGCCCGGCGACCACUGGACCGUGUUUCGGGCGAACAGCACCACCUACGAGCCGGUAGCCUGGGCGCUACGCCAAAACGAAUACGCCUCCACCGAAGAGCGCGUGCCACUAGCAACCGUGAUCCAAGACCACGGUCGGCUGGAUGGUGUACAGCGGGUACUGUUCGGCUCCGGGCUUCAAUUCUGGUUGCACCGGCUGCUGUUCCUCGACGCCUUGAGCUACCUCAGCCACGGCCAGCUCAGCCUCAGUCUCGACAGGUGGAUCCUCGUGGAUAUUGAUGAUAUCUUUGUAGGCGAAAGAGGUACACGUCUUCACGAAGAGGAUGUAGCAGCAUUGUUGGCAUCGCAAGCAGCGCUGCAGAGGCUGGUGCCAGGAUUUCGCUUCAACUUGGGAUUCAGUGCUAAAUAUUUCCACCAUGGUACCGCGCUUGAAAACCGUGGAGACGACGCGUUGCUGAAGAACAGAGAACAUUUUACAUGGUUUUGCCACAUGUGGAAUCACCAACAACCGCAUCUAUACAACAAUGUAUCCCAAUUGGAAGCAGAGAUGAUGUUAAACAAACAAUUCGCAAUCGAGCACGGCAUCCCUACUAACUCUUGUUACUCGGUUUCACCUCAUCAUUCUGGAGUUUAUCCAGUACAUGAACCACUGUAUGAAGCCUGGAGAAAAGUAUGGGAUGUUAAGGUGACAAGCACAGAAGAAUAUCCCCACUUAAGGCCCGCAAGAUUGCGUCGCGGGUUCCGUCAUAGAGGUGUAAUGGUACUGCCACGUCAGACAUGCGGCCUGUUCACACACACCUUACUGCUGGAGCGGUACCCCGGCGGCAGGCAACGGCUCGACCGUUCCAUACAAGGCGGCGAACUAUUUCAGACGGUCAUCAAUAAUCCAAUCAACGUGUUCAUGACCCAUAUGUCGAAUUAUGGCAACGAUCGACUGGCGCUAUACACUUUCGAGUCGGUGGUCAAGUUCCUGCGGUGUUGGACGAAUGUUCGACUAGCCUCUGCCCCACCUCUAGCGCUCGCCGACAAGUACUUCCAGUUGAGGCCCGACGAACUUAAUCCAUUGUGGGGGAAUCCAUGUGACGACAUCCGUCACCGGCGCAUAUGGUCGAAGAGCAAGUGGUGCGGCACGUUGCCCAAGGUGCUGGUGAUCGGUCCGCAGAAGACGGGCAGCACGGCCCUCUACACGUUCCUCGCUAUGCACCCAGCGCUAUCACCCAACCUGCCCAGCCCCACCACAUACGAGGAAUUGCAAUUCUUCAACAACAACAACUAUUUGAAAGGAUUAGAUUGGUACUUGAAUUUUUUUCCACCGAGUUUGGGAAACAACACACAAAUGACAUUCGAGAAAUCAGCUACAUACUUCGACGGUGAGCUGGUCCCACGGCGAGCGCACGCACUGCUGCCCAACGCUAAAGUCAUUGUCAUCCUGAUAUCGCCUUCUAAAAGGGCAUACUCGUGGUACCAACACAUCCGCUCGCAUGGCGACCCGGUGGCCAAUAACUAUACCUUCCACACUGUCAUCACUGCCAACGACUCCGCACCUAAACCGCUCAAGGACUUAAGAAAUCGCUGCCUGAACCCCGGCAAGUACAGUCACUACUUGGAGCGAUGGUUGGCGGAGUUCAGCAGCCACCAGCUGCAUAUCAUCGACGGCUCCCUCCUCCGGUCGGAGCCCGCCGCGGUCAUGAACACACUGCAGAAAUUCCUUAAAAUACCACACAUAGACUACAAUAAAUUGCUCAAGUUCGACCCGAAGAAAGGUUUCUUCUGCCAAGCAGUGAGUAACGAGAAAACCAAAUGCCUUGGCAAGUCUAAGGGACGCGUAUACCCACCAAUGAGCGAACUGUCUGCCAAGUUCUUGAAGAAGUACUAUACUCCCCACAACACAGCUCUAUCAAAAAUAUUAGUGAGACUAGGUCGACCCGUGCCACAGUGGCUUAAAGACGAGCUCUCAUCUAAUGGAUAGCAUAUCUUACAACCUUACAGGUUGGAACAAAUCAAGAAAACGCACAGACUUAUCAAAGUCUGUAUUGUCACCAUUCCUUGACAGGGUCGUCGAAUGGUGGCAAAAUGUAAGUUAAACUCUGGGCGUAGAUCGUGUUACGCAUUGUUGUUUUUCAAAGUGUUUCGAUGUGAGAGUAUCUUUGUUGAAAAAUGUCUUUGUCUAUCGAUUCUUGUAAUAUAAUGUUUAAAGAGUGAUAUUAUAAAUGACUUAAUGUUCUUGCUCUGUUUGUUCGAGACGAUGAAAGAUAAUUAUCAUUAUAGUUUUAAAUAUUACUGUCGUAUAUAUGUAGAGAAUGGCUCUGCGUUCCCUGCGAAGCGGUUAGUUAAACUUUGCUUGCCUGAACCAUGUUGUUUCUUAGCCAUAUUACGGAGGAAGUGUCCGGCAGCUUUUGUUAUUUAUCUGUCGGAUUAGGUGCUAUUUGUUAGUAGUAUUGCAACUUUGAUCACGUCUCUUAAUAUUAUGAAUAUGUUUUAUAAUUUACUUUAUAUAGAAUAUUUUGUUAAUAUAAUUAGCAAUUAUUUAAACAUACGUGACUAUUUAUUUCAAUGCCAUAUCAUUAUUUGUUUACAUAAUCAAUGGACGAUGGUAUUCCCAUUCAAUGCUAUUACCGGCUAGGUUCGAGCUUAUUCUAGUUCAUUUUAAUUACAAUGUACGUACCUGGUGCAAUUUUUAAAUAUAUAGUCAAUUUAUUUGGUUUAUGUCGAAUAUUUAGUAUUAAAUAUUGUUUUAUAAACGUCUAUGUCUGUCUGUGCCAUACAUGCAGUUCAAGCUAACGGCACUAACGCAAUAAUGAUUUGUGUGUACUUACAUCACUGGAAAUGCAAACUUGACAAUAGAACAAGGAGCUAGUCUACUUAGUUUAGUUUCGUCAUUACAUUAUUAUUUGUCGACCACGACACGACAGUCAUCAAAUCAAUAUUCUGUUGUAAUGUUUACAUUUAUACGAAAACAUCUGUCAUCACUAAUAAUCAAUAACAGUUUUGUUACCGUUUUAGUAGUAAGAAUGUCUAAUAUACAUAUUGAAAAUGUGGCGUUAUAUUUUAAAUAAAAAUAAUAUCAAUUGUGACAUAAUAAUGAAUGAAUCAUAAAAUGUAUUUGGUAUAUAUUUUGAUAUGAAUGAAUUUAUUGGCGAGGUCACUCGGUAGGAGAUGCGAUUUGUAAAUCAAAUCGUAAUACACAUUAUUUUCUGUUGUAAUAGAUGUCGGUACUUAAAACUUGUACAGCAUUAUUUUCUCCUGAAUAUAGUACAGUACAGAAAAAUAUAUGAAAUUUAUAUUUUAAUUAUAUAGAUUAAUGUUUUAAUGGUACGUAUUUAAUAUCAAACAUUCAGUUGUAAAUGUAUUAUCUAUUAAAUAUAUAUAUUAUAAUAUUUUUUUUUUGUAAAUUUCACCUUCGUGUUACAACUUGUUUACGGAGACGCGCAGCUAGGCGUAGAAUUCGGAUAGGACAAUUGAACAAUUUGGAUCUUUGUGCGUAGGUAUUUAAGCUGAUUUUUCGUUUGUAAGAUACUCUUUAAUGUGGAGAGGUCUGUAGACGGUCAUACUGCUUGACCGAAUCACAUAUAUUUUGGUGCUUAUUUGGAGAGACGGAACUGAAGUAAACGCUUCAUCUUACAAGUGGCAAGAAAUGCGUGCUUAAUUAAUCCGCUUAACUGUCUACAUAGCCCAUAGCGUGUGUGGAUCAUCCUACAUAAACAAUUGAUCAGACAUAAUCUGAGAACCUACUCAGAAAUAACAAAUCCGAAGAUUCAACUGCAUUACUAAGUAAAACUCAAUGUUUCGGUCCAAUCAAACCUGUUUGUGAAUAGAAGAUAUGUACCUUAUUUACAAUAAAUUAAGCUUAAAAUAUAAUUGCACGUUUGCACGUAAUUGAAAAUUUGUACUGACCGAUAGAAUCCAAUAUACUUCCUAGUAGAAAACCAAGUACGAUAUUUAAAAAAAAUAUUCGGAGGUUUUUUAAUUAGAGAGGAUGUGUCCACAAUACAGAUUUCCACGCUACACGCAGCAGAAAGCUACGCUUCUCUGUAAACGAGGUCUUAGAAUUUUCGAUGUUCCAAUUAUUGUCAAGAUGUUAUGUAUCACGUAGAGAAAGGCCUUACAAAGCGAAGAAUGAACGUAAUUUGGUAUUUCAUUUCACGAAAUUUUAUGGUGUGUAAUUUGUUUAGCUACCUGAAGGUCAUUAUUCUGUCGUUGAUAGAUUAUGUUCCUGUGGAACGGUUGUGUUUACUUGGCAAUAAUAGUUGCUUCCCACUGAAGUUUAACCAAGGGGUAAAGUCCACCAACUCAUUAAUUUCUAUUGGAAACUUGUUGAUAUUUUAUUAAUAUGUAAAAACAUUAUUUAACGAUACAGCCAAUGACUGCUCUUGAAAUGUGUUCUUUAUAAGAAAUUAAUACAUUACUUAUUUUAUUAAAUGAUUUAAAACUAAA
Galleria mellonella (greater wax moth) is the source of this 5833-nucleotide messenger RNA. RefSeq names its product bifunctional heparan sulfate N-deacetylase/N-sulfotransferase (gene sfl). The coding region runs from base 672 to 3368 and encodes 898 amino acids. NCBI's taxonomy places the organism in Eukaryota, Metazoa, Arthropoda, Insecta, Lepidoptera, Pyralidae. The transcript has 16 exons. Gene Ontology annotation, cellular component: Golgi apparatus. The record is from RefSeq and is a predicted model, not a curated record. Gene Ontology annotation, molecular function: deacetylase activity; heparan sulfate N-sulfotransferase activity.